AUGUUGAGCCGAGCACUGGCAUUUCGGACCACGUUCCGUGGUAUUUACGGAAUGGGAGCGAAUCUCCAGGUUUUUUCUCGAACCAAAUCCACAACAACAAAGAAACAGCGGAGGUACACGAAAACGGGGGAUGUUCACACCAUCAAAGUGAUUGACGAGAUUUCGUUAGACGAAUUUCUGCACCCAACGAAGAAGUCGAUGGGAAGCAUAAUGAAGCAAAAGUAUAUGAAUUGGAACUCCGAGUUUAAUAUCAAACGCAAGAUGAAAGGAUACAAGCCUGAAGAAGUCAAUGCCGAAAUCCCUAAACUGUUCGAGCAGCUUCAUCAGUUUUUUGCCCACGAUCAAAUUUCCUAUGCGUCCAAAGUGAUUAUUCCGCCAUUAAUGAAGGAACUCAAAGAGAUUCGUCCCGCCUCCUAUACCUCCAGACAGCUCGAGCCCUUCCACAAGGAUCUGGUCUGCGUGGGUUAUUCACUUUCUUAUUUGGACGCGGUUCCACAGCUUCUGCAGACGCGUGUGCUCCAAGGAAAGGAUGUGAUGUACGCGCAACUCACUGUCGGAGUGAAGGCUGUGGAGGACAUUUACGGCUGGACAUCGCGAGGCAAGCGAGUACCAUUGCUCCAAGAGUUCCCAAAAGUAGUGGUUUCGUGUUAG
Blastocystis hominis is the source of this 651-nucleotide messenger RNA. RefSeq lists its product as hypothetical. Lineage: Eukaryota; Bigyra; Opalinata; Blastocystidae. Bases 1 to 651 code for a protein of 216 amino acids. The transcript has 4 exons. The record is from RefSeq and is a predicted model, not a curated record.